CGACGGUGAGGAAUCUGCGUUUGCGAAUGCACAGACAGAGGCGGAAGCGCAGCGCCCCGCGACUUAUUUCGCGCCUUCUCCAGCCCUGGAAGAUUAACUGCAAUGAAGAUGACAGAAAGGUACAAUAUUUUUAGCUAUGUACUGAAUUUCCUUUUUUGGCUGCAGUGCUGGUGAAUACCAGGAACAAAAUCUUAAUCCAUCAUGGCUGUUCCAAUAGCAAUCCUGGACUGUGAUCUCUUGCUUUAUGGUCGUGGGCAUAGGACACUUGAUCGCUUCAAGCUGGAAGAUGUUACUGAUGAGUAUCUGGUGUCUACAUAUGGCUUCCCACGUCAGUUCAUCUACUACCUAGUAGAUCUUCUGGGUGCCAACCUUUCUCGUCCUACCCAGCGAUCUAGGGCUAUCAGCCCAGAGACUCAAAUUCUUGCUGCAUUAGGUUUUUACACAUCUGGCUCUUUCCAGACCCGCAUGGGAGAUGCCAUUGGCAUCAGUCAGGCAUCUAUGAGUCGAUGUGUUGCCAAUGUUACUGAAGCCCUAGUGGAGAGGGCUUCUCAGUUCAUUCAUUUUCCAGAGGACAGUGCAUUCAUGCAACAAGUGAAAGAUGACUUCUAUGCAUUGGCAGGUAUGCCAGGGGUACUAGGACUGGUGGAUUGCACCCAUGUAGCAAUAAAGGCACCAAAUGCUGAAGACUUGUCAUAUGUAAAUCGAAAGGGCCUUCAUUCCUUGAAUUGCCUAAUGGUGUGUGAUGCCAGAGGAUUGCUGCUAAGUGCAGAAACACACUGGCCAGGCAGCCUGCAAGACUGCACUGUACUGCAGCAGUCUGCCCUAAGGAACCAGUUUGAAGCUGGUAUGUACAAAGAUGGCUGGCUACUUGGUGAUAAUUGUUUCUUUCUUCGCCCUUGGCUAAUGACUCCUCUGCAUAUUCCUGAGACACCUGCAGAGUACAGAUAUAAUAUGGCACAUUCGGCCACUCACAAUGUCAUUGAGCAAACAUUCUGGUCAAUUCGAUCCCGGUUUCGUUGCCUGGAUGGAUCAAAGGGAACAUUGCAAUAUUCUCCAGAGAAAGCCAGCCACAUCAUCUUGGCUUGCUGUGUGCUUCAUAACAUUGCUCUGGAGCAUGGGCUGGAUAUAUGGUCUUCCCUGACAAUGGGACAGAUGGAACAGCCAGAGGAAGAAUAUGAGCAUAUGGAAUCACUUGACUCUGAAGCCUAUCAAGUUCGCAAGGAAUUACUGAUCACUCACUUUAGCUAACACAAUGAGACAUAUCACUGAUUUUAAAAAAAAGGUGGGGGGGGGGGAGGGAAAAUGAAGCAAAUAUGGCCAAUUCUGAUUUUCCUUUAAAACUUAACAAGAGAAUGGAAUGGAGGUAGGAUUAUUUGUAGGUGCUAUGUGGGGGCAGGGAGGUGCUGAAACAAUUGUUUUGUAUUUGGAAAAUAUUCCACAUUUAUUAGAAUUGCUUUUUGUUAUGCAAGUUUUAGCUCAAUCUGAAAAUACUCAGCAUUUCACUACUAAUGUUCAGUCUUUUUGGAUGCAGUUCUUCAGAGACACAAAUAUGAGAUCAAAGAAGAUGACUGUCCUAGUAAAAUGUAAUAUCUUUAAGGAUUGCAAAAUGUAUUAAAAAGCAUCUUGUAAUUAGAUUCUAAACAAUUGCAUUUAUAUUACUAACUGAAAGUAAUUACAUAUUGACUUGUACACAUAUUGACUUGUACACCGUAAACAUCUACAUAAGACCCCCCUUUUUUGCUAUAUAAUUUACCACUCUUGUUUGUCUUUUAAAAAUGUAGGAACAAUUGCAGUUGUGUAAGGAAAUGAAUGGCACAAAGUCCUUUGUUUCUUGUACAAAAUGACAAUACGUUGUGGCAUAUUUAUGUCUUAGUGGAUAUAUGAAGGUAUUUACAGAGGCAAAAGUGUAAUGGGAGACUUAAAAUCUCUUGCCUGGGAACAUUUAUUUGAAAUGGCACAUGUGGGCAAGUGAAUUUUUAACUGGUAGCAUCUGUUUGAAAUGAACCAGAUUGCUAAGUUUAAGUACAUCUCCCAUAGCAUAGGAGAAUUUUUGUUUUCUUGCUGUUAACAUAGACAAUAUUAUUAGAUUCAUUGGUUUGAACAAAGAACUGGUGUGCAUUACUUGCAAGAAAAAGCUAUGGUACUGGAGAUUUUCAGUUUAGACAAAACAAAACCCAGGCAAAGGGAAACUUGAUAGAGCUUUAUACAAUACUAUAUAGUGUAGCAAAAUUGGACAGAGGGUUUUCUCUUUCAUUACACUAGAACUCAGGGUUAUUCAGUUAAACUAGCUGGCAGGUGAACAUAGUUGAUUUUUUUUAGAUUGUAAGCCUGAGGGCAGGGAACCGUCUAACUAAAAAGAUUGCAUGUACAGCGCUGUGUAAAUUUACAGCGCUUCAUAAAUAAAGGUUAAUAAUAAUAAUAAUAAUAAUAAUAAUAAUAAUUUAUGGAAAUCACUGCCACAGAAUGUAGCAACAGGCAGUGUCUACUCGCUUGCAUCAUGUUAAAAGGGGACUAGACAAAUUCAUUGAGGAACAAUCUUUCAGUGGCAAUUAACCAAGAUAUGAAAUCUCCAUGUUGAGUGGUAAUAUUCUACCAACAGCCAGUUGCUGUGGCAACAGUAGGACAAGGAUUUUGUCUUUAGGGCCUGCUUGUGAGUUUCUAAGAGACAUCUUCUUGUGCUACUAGUCACAGUGGGAAACGUUGUUAGACUAGGUGGGUCUUUAGUCUGAUACAAAAGGGCUUUUACAUUAAUGAGAGCUUCCUAUGGGGACAUUCUUAUGUAUUAAACAUGAAAAGAUUCUCUCAGGCAUGAGGGGUUGAUAUAUAUGACAGAAAACAAGGGUAUAUACUAUAUUAUGGAAGAUCACUGGUGGGUGCUAACCUAACCCUUGUGCCCCAGUUUCUUUGGUAGGAGAGGCUUCCGUAAUUGCAGCCUCACAGAAAUCAAAGGAAAUAAAUUCUUAUCUGCACCUGC
This is a messenger RNA of Sceloporus undulatus (fence lizard), 2974 nucleotides long. It is a transcript of the gene HARBI1, whose product is annotated as harbinger transposase derived 1. The record is from RefSeq and is a predicted model, not a curated record. The transcript is spliced from 3 exons. NCBI's taxonomy places the organism in Eukaryota, Metazoa, Chordata, Lepidosauria, Squamata, Phrynosomatidae. The coding region runs from base 202 to 1248 and encodes 348 amino acids.